AUGAUCAGCAUGCUUCCCACUAAAACGGGAGUUCCCACACCCAAAUCUCGCCUGAACGGGACGGCACCCGACACAGGGCUCAUCGUGAACAUGCUGCAGUAUCCCUUGUAAAACCCCCGUUUCUUCACCAUUCCAGGGCCAAAGCUAGCUCCGUGGGCAAAAUCAGCUCAGGGUGGUAUGCGACUCUAGGGCCGGAUCUAUAAUCUUUUGCUGCUGCCACCAUCAUCAUUACUCCCCACCACUGAUUUAUCAUGAGAAAUUUACCCAGUUGGUCACCUACCUUACCCACAGCGAUCAGGACCUCCCACACCAUCAACGGACAAUUGCUGGGUACGACACUAAUACAACUUAGCUAGGUAACGGCACGGCACAGACUGAUCGAUCAACGGGCACCGAGAGCUUCCGAUCUGCCAACAAGUCCAAGUCCACACCACCCAAGGGCAGUCGAGACCCGUUCCGAACUGUUGGGCCAGUGAUCCACGCACACGGGUCUUUGUUCUGACAGAACGCUCCCGCUUCUGGAUCACACCCAAACUGUUGGGUCAAGGCUGCCGCUCAAAUCGACAAAGAACCAAGGGACCAGCAGGGAGGGCUCCGAGCGCAAAGGGCCUUGCGUGGAGGAUCCGGGGAGGAGUCGCCGACCGCUGGCUUAUACGGUGUUCUGGGCCUUGUGCCUUGUCUUUUCUCAAGUGACAUAUUUCUCGGCCUUCUCCUUUGCCCGUCCCCCUUCGCUGCCUCGUAGUGUAGCCGCGCCGCACGCCAAAGCUCCAUCUCGGCAUACUCUCUCUGGUGCCAAUAUCUCAACAAUGGCUGAGUCUACCAAGUCUGGCACGUCUGGAGUGUCAUCCUCUAGCACGGCCUCAAAGCCUGUCGAUGACGACAGGUUCACCUUUGAGUCUGUCCUCGACGACUCAUCACACAUCGAGGCCGAUUCCAUAGCCGACUUCCGAGAGGAGUUUGGCAGGACAUAUCAUUCCUACCGUGCCGGCUCAUACUACUUCCCCAAUGACCCCACGGAAGCAGAGCGAAUGGACGAGCAGUACGAGAUCAUCAAGGUCAUCAUGGAUGGGCGGCUUCAUCUGGCGCCGUUUACCCGCGAAAAGUACCCGCGGAAGGUACUCGACAUCGCCACAGGGACUGGGCUUUGGGCCAUCGAGAUGGGAGACGAGUACCCGGAUGCUGAGAUAGUAGGAACGGACCUCUCGCCGAUUCAACCGCCGUUUGUGCCACCGAACGUGAGGUUCUUUGUAGAGGAUUCGGACUACCCCCCCUCAGAAUUCGACCUCAUCCACACCCGCGUCACAAUCGGCUGCUGGGCCGACAUGAAGAAGGAAAUCAUCGCCCGCGCCUUCCACCACCUCAAACCAGGCGGCUGGCUCGAGUGUCAAGAAGUCCCCGGCAUGCCCCACUGCGACGACGGGACCAUGCCCCCGGACUAUGACUGGCUCAAAUGGACCCUCGAGCUCUACAACAGCUCCCGCCUCGCCAACCGCCAGGUCGACGUCGGGGAGCAGCUCAAGGACUGGAUGAGGGAAGUCGGCUUUGUCGACGUCCACGAGGCCGUGUUCAAGAUCCCGCUCAACGGCUGGCCAAAGGACACGAGACUCAAACACGUGGGGAUGCUGUGGCAGAGGAACUUGCUGGAUGGCUUGCAGGGUUUCAGUCUGGGGUUUUUUAGCAAGCAUUUAGGGAAGACGCAGGAGGAGAUUGAGGUCUCCCUCGUGGACGUAAGGAGGAGUCUCUUCAACAGAAAGAUCCACGCUUACCACAAGCUCUACGUGGUCUACGGAAGGAAACCGGAGGGCGCCGCCACCGCGCCUGAAGCUGAGGUAGGAGGUGACACAGGCGAAAAAUAG
Molecule: messenger RNA, 1856 nt
Organism: Podospora pseudocomata
Lineage: Eukaryota; Fungi; Ascomycota; Sordariomycetes; Sordariales; Podosporaceae
Exons: 5
Coding region: 807-1856 (349 amino acids)
Molecular function (GO): methyltransferase activity
Source: RefSeq, a predicted model, not a curated record